AUGGAAACUCAAAAGUUUCUCAAGUUACCACAUCUCCCGGCGUUCCCAUUCAACCCAGUCAGCAAAAACACUUUACCCACAACUGUCAAGGCCCCAUUAUCCAGCACAUCCACACGACGCACCGUAUUAUUAUCCCACCACCCUUCCAUCACCCCAAAGCGAGAGAAAGACGCAAAAAAACGUGUCGUUAUAACGGGUAUGGGUAUAGUCUCUGUCUUUGGAAGCGACGCCGAUAAGUUUUACGAAAGACUCUUAACUGGGGAGAGCGGAAUCAGUUUAAUAGAUCGAUUUGAUGCUUCAGAGCUCACCACACGAUUCGGUGGUCAGAUUCGUGGGUUCAAGUCAAAUGGAUAUAUUGAUGGAAAAAUGGACCAGAGACUUGAUGAUUGUCAACGGUAUUGCAUUGUUGCAGGAAAGAAAGCUCUUGAAGAUGCUGCUAUUAGCGGUGAUAAACUCUCCAAUAUUGAUAAGGAGCGUGCAGGUGUGCUUGUUGGAUCAGGACUUGGAGGCGCAACCUUGUUUCACAAUGGUGUAAAGUCUCUCAUAGAGAGGGGUUACAGGAAAAUCACACCUUUUCUAAUACCUUAUCAGAUAUCAAACAGUGCUUCUGCUUUACUUGCUAUUGAUCUUGGCUUUAUGGGACCAACGCGGAUUUUGUCUAAAAGAAACGAUGAUCCUCAGACUGCUGGUGGCGUUGAAGCUGCGGUUGUUCCUAUUGGAGUUGCUGCUUUUGCUUCGUUGGGAGCAUUGUCUAAAAGAAACGAUGAUCCUCAGACUGCUUCAAGACCAUGGGACAAAGAUAGAGAUGGCUUUGUUUUGGGUGAAGGUGCUGGUGUUUUGGUGAUGGAGAGUUUAGAACAUGCAAUGAAAAGGGAUGCACCAAUACUUGCUGAAUACUUGGGAGGUGCAGUAAAUUGUGAUGCACAUCAUGUAACUAGUCCACGAUCCGAUGGGUUUGGUGUUUCAUCUUGUAUUCAAAGAUGCCUUGCGAAUGCUAGUGUUUCUGUAGAAGAGGUAAAUUACAUCAAUGCUCAUGCAACUUCAACAAUACUUGGCGAUAUAGCUGAGGCAAACGCUCUGAAGAACGUAUUCAAGAACACUACAGGGAUCAAAAUGAACGCUACCAAGGUGAACUCUUUAUGGCUAAUAUUACUACAACAUCAACUCCAUACUCACAUCAUCUUUUUGUUUAACCGUAAUGGGAGUUUUUCGGAGCUUUUUGAUCAUUAA
Molecule: messenger RNA, 1230 nt
Organism: Lactuca virosa
Lineage: Eukaryota; Viridiplantae; Streptophyta; Magnoliopsida; Asterales; Asteraceae
Source: the annotation of a GenBank genome assembly